ACAUUUUAUCACUUGGAGAUUUCCCCCAAGGAAAAGAAUGAGAAGCAAAGGCCUGUGUGUGUGUUUUGGGAUCCUGAGCUGGACGGGGGCGCGUGGUCAACGCGGGGCUGCACUACAGUGAGCUUCAGCCCCGUGAGCUCAGUGACCAACUGCUCCUGUAAUCACCUCAGCAGCUUUGCUGUACUUAUGGCUCUCUAUGAUAUUGGGCUGCGUGUGAUCACACUGGUGGGACUGUCGCUGUCUCUGAUCUGCUUCCUCAUCUGCAUUGUCCGUUUUAAUUUCGUGCGAUCCAUCCAGAGCACCCGCAACACCAUCCACCUGCACCUGUGCAUCAGCCUCUUCAUCGCCUACUUUGUGUUCCUCGUGGGCAUCUCCCGCACAGAGAAUGAGGUGGGCUGUUCAGUCGUUGCAGGUAUUCUGCACUACUUCUUCCUGGCUUCCUUCUGCUGGAUGUGUCUGGAAGGAGUGCAGCUCUUCCGCAUGGUGGUGCUGGUCUUCAACACAACGCUGAGACCCGUCUAUAUGUUUGCCGCUGGUUAUGGAGUUCCUGCUGUAAUCGUGGCCAUUUCAGCCUUAGUGAAUGCAAGUGGAUAUGGCACCAAAAAGCACUGUUGGCUCAACAUCGAAGAUGGCUUCAUCUGGAGCUUUUAUGGGCCAGUUUGUGUCAUAAUUAUUGUGAAUGUAUUAUUCUUCCUCAUAACAAUAUCGAAGCUGGCAGAAAAGUUUUCCUCCCUCAACCCAGACUUAGACAGUCUGCACAAAAUCAAGGCAUUUACGAUUACUGCAAUCGCUCAGCUGUGCAUCCUUGGCAUCAUGUGGGUGUUUGGCUGUUUUCAGUUUAAUGAAAACACUGUGGUAAUGUCAUAUAUCUUCACCAUACUAAGCAGCCUGCAGGGGGUGCUGAUGUUCAUCAUGCACUGCUGGCUCGCAAAACAAGUGAGAGAGGAGUAUGCCAAAUUCCUGUCCUGUAUCUGCACACCACACAAGAGGAAAUAUUCAGAGUUCACCUCAAACCAAUCAAGCAAACCGCAGGCCUCCAGGAGCGAUACUCACACCGGUGAAUCACACAUUUAAGAGGUUAUUUCCACAAGACCAUUCAAUUUUCCAUCUGUUUGCAAGUUGGAGUGUCACAUUAUUUCUCUAUCUGCUUACUGUGAAAAUAUUCAUACAUUGUAUUUGG
This is a messenger RNA of Carassius auratus (goldfish), 1180 nucleotides long. RefSeq names its product CD97 antigen-like. Gene Ontology annotation, biological process: adenylate cyclase-activating G protein-coupled receptor signaling pathway; cell surface receptor signaling pathway. Gene Ontology annotation, molecular function: G protein-coupled receptor activity. The record is from RefSeq and is a predicted model, not a curated record. NCBI's taxonomy places the organism in Eukaryota, Metazoa, Chordata, Actinopteri, Cypriniformes, Cyprinidae. Gene Ontology annotation, cellular component: plasma membrane.